Molecule: messenger RNA, 3009 nt
Organism: Carassius auratus (goldfish)
Lineage: Eukaryota; Metazoa; Chordata; Actinopteri; Cypriniformes; Cyprinidae
Product: cyclic nucleotide-gated channel rod photoreceptor subunit alpha-like
Exons: 9
Coding region: 435-2450 (671 amino acids)
Biological process (GO): monoatomic cation transmembrane transport
Cellular component (GO): plasma membrane; intracellular cyclic nucleotide activated cation channel complex
Molecular function (GO): protein-containing complex binding; cGMP binding; intracellularly cGMP-activated cation channel activity
Source: RefSeq, a predicted model, not a curated record
ACACAUACUAACACACUAAACACAUAUGAUGAGAGCUAGAUCAAGACAAACGGAGAACACUGAUGUUUCACUGUAAAUUUGUGUGUGGCAGAGCGAAUGCAAACUCUUACUCUGAUUUACAGACUGUAGACUGAGAGCUCAAACCAGGGCUGCAUGAACCAUCCCUCAGUCCACUGGUUGAUACUGACUUCAUGAGGAAGUCUUGUUUUUCUGUCUCAGAUUCUCAGUGGAUUUGCUCAGGCCCCAGUGUCUGUAUGUGUGUGUGUGUAAGAGAGAGAGAAUGAGUGACCUGAUGACUGUCAUCUGUGUAAUCCCACAACCUGCUGUGCCAGUCUGAAAUCAUCUUGUGGACCGCGAUCAUUGGGAAUACUCAACAAAUUAUCAGCGUUCCAGGUUUAUCCCAAACAUACUCUCAUGCUUUUGUGUGUGAGAGAAUGAGCUCAUGCUUUCACUCGCACACCUGUGAUGCUGAUGAUGAUGUCAGUGUGGCGCUAAUGUGUGUGAAGGCAGCAGAAGACAGGUGGCUUGACCAAUCAGCCAGGAUGUCUGCUCAAGUGAGGCCUCUGGUCCCGCCCACAUUUCUCCUGGAAGGGCUGGAGCAGGUUGCGAUAACCACAGAGGACAUUAUAGAAGAGAAGCACCCAAAAGCUGGAACUUACUUCAAUGCCAACAACAGCAAUAACAAUGAAGAAGAGGAAAAGAAGAAGAAGAAGAAGAAAGAAAGAAAGGAGAAGAAAGAAAAAAAAGAGAAGAAGGAAAAAAAGAAAAAAGAAGCAGAAGAGAAAGAGAAAGAGAAAGAGAAAGAGAAAGAGAAGAAAGAGCCACCAAAGGAGAUUGAGGUUGUGGAUCCAGCGGGAAACAUGUACUACAACUGGCUCUUUGUGAUCACCUGUCCUGUGAUGUACAACUGGGUUCUCAUCAUAGCGAGAGCUUGCUUCGAGGAGCUGCAGUCGGACUAUCUGAUGUACUGGUUCAUCCUGGAUUUCUUAUCAGAUCUGGUGUAUCUACUGGACAUGGUGUUCAGGACCAGGACAGGAUAUCUGGAGCAGGGGCUGCUGGUGAAAGACGAGAAGAAACUUCGCGAUCGCUACACGCAGAGCAUCCAGUUCAAGCUGGACCUGGCCUCUAUGGUUCCGACUGAUAUCUUCUACUUUUACUUUGGUCUGAACUAUCCCGAGAUUCGCAUGAACAAGCUACUAAGGGUCAACCGCUUGUUUGAGUUUUUCCAGCGCACAGAAACACGGACUAACUUUCCCAACCUGUUUCGAAUCUCAAAUCUCGUCAUGUACAUUGUGAUCAUCAUCCACUGGAAUGCCUGCAUGUAUUACUCCUUCUCCAAGGCCAUUGGCUUUGGGACGGAUAAGUUUGUGUAUCCGGACAUCUCGGACCCUGAGUUUGGCAGGUUAGAGAGAAAGUAUGCAUACAGCAUGUACUGGUCCACACUCACGCUCACCACCAUCGGUGAAACGCCGCCCCCUGUCAAAAACUCAGAGUACUUCUUUGUGGUGACGGACUUCUUGGUUGGCGUGUUGAUUUUUGCCACCAUUGUCGGUAACGUCGGCUCCAUGAUCACCAACGCAAAUGCGGCACGAGCAGAUUUCCAGGCUCGCAUCGAUGCCAUCAAACAGUACAUGAGCUUCCGAAAGGUCACCAAAGACUUGGAGAAACGGGUAAUAAAGUGGUUUGAUUUCUUGUGGACCAACAAGAAAGCGGUGGAUGAGAGGGAAGUGCUGAAGUACCUUCCGGACAAACUGCGUGCGGAGAUUGCUAUAAAUGUCCACCUGGACACUCUGAAAAAAGUGCGCAUCUUUGCAGACUGCGAGGCCGGGCUCCUGGUGGAGCUGGUGCUGAAGCUUCAGCCACAGGUCUACAGCCCCGGAGACUACAUCUGCAAGAAGGGUGACAUCGGUCGCGAGAUGUACAUCAUUAAAGAAGGAAAGCUGGCUGUGGUGGCUGAUGAUGGAGUCACGCAAUUCGUGGUGCUGAGUGAUGGCAGUUACUUCGGAGAGAUCAGCAUCCUCAACAUCAAGGGCAGUAGAGCAGGCAACCGAAGAACAGCCAACAUCCGCAGCAUCGGCUAUUCAGACCUCUUCUGCCUGUCCAAAGAUGACCUGAUGGAGGCGCUAACUGAAUAUCCAGAUGCCAAGGCCAUGCUGGAGGAGAAGGGACGACAAAUCCUUAUGAAGGACAAUCUUCUGGAUUUAGAGCUGGCCAAGCAGGGACCCGAUCCCAAAGACAUGGAGGAAAAGGUGGUAAAGAUCGGCAGCGUGUUGGAUGACCUUCAGACGUGCUUCGCCCGGCUUUUAGCCGAACAUGAUGCAACACAAGGGAAACUGAAGAAGCGCAUGACUAAAUUAGAAAAGAAGAUAACAGACUCCAGCAGAGCAGUGCUUUCUGAGAUGCUGGACCCAGAUCUGGAGACUGCAGAGAAGAAAGAAGAGAAGGAAUAGGAUGAAAGGUGCAGACAAACCUGAUUAAACAAAUUAGUUUUAGAAAUUUGAACAGACACCUUGUAUAUUUUCUAGUCUGCCUUUGGUUUGGACUGGAUUUGUGGAGAUGGAUAAAACCGUAGAUUCACAUGAGCUUUCUCCUGCCCAACAUCAGAUUUAUCCUUUCCAGCAGUGUGUGAAUGAAGAAAUCUAGUAAAUCUUUGUUUGGUUCUUCCGUUUACCUGUGACUGGUAGCACGCAAAUGUAAAAUACUGUACAGAUGAUUGGUGUUAACAGCAUUUAUCUGUGGUUAAUACAGAUUAUAUCAUAUGUCAUUUAUUCUGUCAUGUCUAUCAUGAGAAAUAUAAAAAUAAAAUUAAUCCCCUUUGUUAGUAAAAGUCUGUAUGAUCUAGUUUCACUCUAACCUCUUGUAAUCAACAUUUAUAUUUGGAGGAUAACACUAAUAAUGAUGCUGCUCUAGCAAUAUCAGUUAAAAGUUUAAUCAGAGAACUAAAUGGGGUGUAAAAAACAUUCAGAUACAUCUUCAAUAAAGAAUAUCUGACCAGACCCUUUAAUAUGG